AUGUCGAGUAUGCUUGCACGAGAGCUUCGGCGCCAGUACUCAUACUUCCCUCCAGCCAUUACCCCACGCCGCAUCUGUACUCAUCAACAUCUCCAUCCAGUUUCUGCAGAACUCUGUGGCGAUCUUCUUUCAGAUGUGAAGGAGAUAGUAACCGAGGCUAAAAACCAUCAGCGGUAUCAAGAACAACGCUUUGACAGUGUCCUUGCCCAGACGAAGCUUGCAACAGACUUGUUGAUGAAUCCUCGCAUGAGGCCUAGCUACGACCACAACUACCAUGCAGACAAUCUCUUUCUUCAAGAAUUUCCCUGGCGUUACAAGCAAGGAGUUGGUCUCAGCACCGAUGAACACCGCGAAUACAUCAUCGAUGUUUCCGUGGUACUGAAGCGAGCAAUGCUGACGCUCAACCAAGAAUACAAGGGUAUUUGUCCAUGGUCCCUCAUGUUCAAGGUUGACCAUACCGACCUUUGUCCACACCUGCCAAUCUGCAAGCACAAGCAGCAAUACACUCCGGCACAGGUACCUGCAGAUCAUCAACGCCCUCCUGGUGGUACCACUGAUGCUAUGGGUUUCUGCCAUGAUGAGUUUGUUGUCUGGCCUGGAAAGAAGGUUCCUGAUGGAUGUAAGCUUAGAAUUUACUGUAGGCUCAGACACCAGGAGGAUUGUAGUCAGAAGGAGCAAUGGGAUGCCAGCAUCAUUUAUGUAGCGGCUUGUCUUCAUAGGGAUGGACUUUGGGAUUAA
This is a messenger RNA of Sclerotinia borealis F-4128, 738 nucleotides long. Lineage: Eukaryota; Fungi; Ascomycota; Leotiomycetes; Helotiales; Sclerotiniaceae. The record is from the annotation of a GenBank genome assembly.